UACUUUGUUUUGUGUACAUUACACAUUGUGUACUUAUAUAAUUCUUCUCUGGGCUAGACAAAUCCAAUUUUUUUGUAUUUUUUACGCCAUGAAUGGAGUGUCAUUCUGACUGUUCGUUUAUGUGGUCACCCGAAUUCGUUUGCUUUUCAACACUAUAAAAAAACUAAACGGGUAGCUGAAAAUUACAAUCACAGGACACAAUUUUAUUGACGGCAAUGGAAUCGGAGAAGAAAGCCAGUGGCGAGGAGGAGCGGCAGGAAAACCCCUCGGCAGUGCCCAUGGACACUCUGGAUCCGCCGCCACCGAGCAGCAGCUCCAAGACCCUGAAGCGCUGCCUCAGUGUGCCCAUCAUCCGGACUCCAACGGCGGGGAAAUCGGGAAAAACCCCCAUGACCACACGCGCAGCCGCAGCCGCCGCUCUGGCGGCCAAGGAGCACGAGCAGACGCCCAAGAAGAGCCAGCAGGCGCUGGAUAUCCAGAUGCCAAAUGUCCCAUCAAUCGAUUGCUUCGGCAAGAACAUACACAUACGAUCGCAGCCCAAUUCACGGGAGGUUUCCCCGGCUCCUGUCUUCAAUAUAUUCACUCCGCGAGCCAGGAGAUAUUCGGCCAGCUACAGCCCUUUAACCACAGCAGCCAAUGGAGCCACUCUUUGCCUAACUCCUCGGGUAUCGCAGCUCAGGCAGGAGGAGUGCGCCGAUCUGAACAGCCGGGAGGUUAACCACGAGCGGGAGGUUCACCGCGAAAUACAAAUCUCCCAGAGCUGGGAGGACCUAACGCUGGUGGCCGAGAACUGGUCCUGCAAAUCCGACGAGUUCUCCAAUCCCCUGCAGGUCAGCCUGCCGCCCACCGGCAGCACCAGUUGCUCCAGCCCCAGUCCCACGAAUAACCGAGCGGGCAUGAGGCUGCCGUACUCCCCGUCGCCCACGAGGCGCACUUUCGCCACCAGGCGGUCGAUGUCGCCCAUCGCCAUGAGGCCAUCGCAGCUGGGACCCGUGAAGAGGAAGUUCGAGCUGGACGACAAUCCCACGCAGGGCAGCAAUUGGAGUGUGUACUCGCCUCCGCCUGAAAAGAUCUUCACGGAAAGUCGCGGUACGUCACCGGUGUGCCAAUCACCUUCGUCGGUGUGUCCCAGUCCCGAUUCCGGAACCUUUGAUGGCCGGAUAACGCCCAAGUUAUUCAUCUCGAAGCUGUGCACAAAUAACUCGGUGAGCGGAAGUGGGCUGAAUAACAACAGCAGCAGCUCGGGCUGUCCGUCGCCCGUUUCCGCAUCCCCAGGAGGCGUGGGCAGUGGGCCAAAUCUGGAGGCAGCCAUGUGCCUUGUUUCCGGUGGAAGUCAGAGCCAAAGCAUCGACGAGGGCAUCUCGAUUCCCGAGUCGGAGUCGCACUCCUCCUGCCGCAGUCGCACCUCCUCCAUACUGUCCACCGCAUCCUCCAGCACCCAGGUGCUGGUCAACGAUCUGGUGGACGAUGCCACCCUCAUGGAUGAUGCCAAAAGCGAGACCUCCUCAAUCGGUGGUUGCUCCACCAUCAGCAUAGAGUCAUCAUCCUGCGACAGUGGAGCGAAAACAGCUGCCACUUUCCUCAAUCGCCUCGUGGUGGAUUCGGAUGGCGGGGGUUCCCCGCUGGCGCAGAAGAGCUUCUAUAUCAACAAACAGGGAUUGUCGGGCGCCAAGAAGUUCGUCGUGAAUCACGAGAGAACGGGAGCCGCCAGCAAGGACGUGCCGCAAAAGCUUUAAGAAUUUGUGUUAAAUCAUACACAGCUUAGCUUAGAGGUCGAUUUUAGGGUACAUUAAAUAAUGAAAUAAUCUCAGGCGCCAAAAAUUAAGCUUUGGUUUACUUUCAGUGAUCUGCUUUGAAAACUUUAGGAAUGAAAUUAAGAUUGCAAACGUUACAAGAGAAGUCAAGAAGUAGGCACACCUCCUGUCUUCCAAACAAAUAUUUAAAUAGCUAGAUUCUGUUAUAAGUUGCAGGGUGUCGACAAAUAUAAGACUAUAUUGUAUAAAAAAAGAUAACUAAUAAGUUCGCUUGGAAUACAAAAUACAGGUACCGAAGAGGUAUAUUAGUUAAGAUACAAAAAAUUUAGAAAACACAUGAAAGCAAUAUUUCUUACUCACUAAUCAAAAAAAGUUAUUGAAGAAAAUUUUAAUUCGUAUAAUUUAUAUUGAUUGUUUGUUCCCAGUAUUCAAAGCAAUGUUUCCUGAAAAUAACCAAAGACCAAAUGGCGGUACUAUGAUUUUUGUAGAAAAUUCGACCCAAAAUACCCAAUCACACACGCUUCAGUUGGGGGUUCCAAUCGAUCCCCCAACAUGCUAAACCUUAGUUCAUAGCUUCGUUGUACAUAGUUAAGUUGUUUGUCUGAAGUUCUAAACCAUCUUGCAUAUCAUCUAACACAAAACACCCUUACACGCCUCUUAACUUCUAGCAAACAUUCGUUUUUAAUAUGUUAGCCUAAGCUUCACUAUAUAUAGCCGGAAUUAUUCCCACAAUCUUUGUGUUAUGAUAUGUUCUUAUCUUCCAAUGUUUCAAUUUAACAAUGGUUUUCUUUACCUAAGUAAAAGUUAAUUCAGUUAAUGCUAGGCCCAUACAGUUAUGCUUACUUUAGUUUCGUUAGUAGUCGCCGCCUCACCCUAGAUUUUAGCUACCAAAAACCCAAUUUUGCCAAAUAUGUUUCCUCUAUGUAUGUAAUCGAGCAUUGUAUUGCCUAUAAUGUGAUCCAAUUAAUUGCGGCGAUAUCUGCGCGUAUCCCCAAAACAAACUGAUCGAUAUAUUUACGCAUAUAGGUUUACGAUUCUAUUCUAAUUAUCGUAAGCGAAUUUACGUAGUUUCAGGAAAAGUUAUACUUAGAAAGGAUACAAAACGAAAGAAUUGCCCAUUAAACAUUUUUUCAAUAGA
Molecule: messenger RNA, 2892 nt
Organism: Drosophila ficusphila
Lineage: Eukaryota; Metazoa; Arthropoda; Insecta; Diptera; Drosophilidae
Molecular function (GO): protein serine/threonine phosphatase inhibitor activity
Source: RefSeq, a predicted model, not a curated record